UUAUAUACAAAAACUUAUACACAAUUAAAGUUUCAUUCCCUGCAAGAGUUUUUCUUACGGUUUUGAAAGGAGCAACAUCCAACCACUGAAGUGAUUGAAGAAGAUUUUUGCAGCGCAGCAAAACAUUCACGAGCAGCUUGCAAAGCAGAAAAAAAGGAGGGAAAAAAUAACGUAAGCGGAAAAUACACGUCAUGAAUUACGUCAUUUUCACAUUUAUAUUCUAUUGGAGUUAUCUUGUACCUACAACUGAUGGAUGUGCAGAUCGCACUCCUCUUGGAAUGGCAAAUGGAUUGAUUACUGCAGAUCAAAUAUCAAACAGCUCAAUGUAUGCAGAUUAUUUACCAUCACGUGGAAGACUUUACUCCUCGAGUUCAUGGUGUGGUUCUGUUGGAAUGAUAGAUGGAAAAUCUCAUUGGUUUCAGGUUGAUUUUAAGAGCCAAACAACAAUCAAUGGAAUUGCUAUUCAAGGUGAUCCAGUUGUAGCAAGAAAUUUCAUCACAGAAUUCAGGCUAGAUUUUUCAAUUAAUGGAAUGAAGUGGAAUCCCUUUCAAAACGGCAAGAAAUUCAAAGGGAACGACGACAACUUGAACGUAGCAUACAACUGGUUCACAACAUCUAUGGUUGCUAAUCAUAUUCGUUUGUAUCCAACGGCUGCGAAUAUCGAUCUGCCGUGUCUACGAAUAGAGCUUUAUGGUUGUGUGGACAAUGAAAUUCCUUUACAGCUUGGUAUGUCAAGUGGCAUAAUUAAGAACACACAGUUAGAGAGUAAUAAUGGGAUUAAUGAAGCAGCAUCGAGAUUGUUUAAUUCUGACGAUGGAAUGCAUAGAAUAGAUUAUAAGAUUCCAAUGUAUUUACAAAUUGAUUUUCAAAAAGCAAAAACAGUCACAGGCAUAUCCAUGCAAGGUUCGUUCGAAGGGUGGACAAAAAAAUUCAUAAAAAAAUACAAUAUAAAGUAUUCAAACGAUAGUAAAACUUUUACCCUAUUAAAACAGAAUUUGGGCAACACGGAUUUAGGUGCUGAUUUUAUUCCCUUUUUGGAACCCACGACAAUGAAAUACAUCAGAAUAACAGCUAUAGACUGUUACCACAAGUGUGGUAUGAAAGUUGAGAUUUAUGGUUAUGAUCCAGUGUGUUUCCAAACUUUGACACAAAUGAAUAUAUAUAGAAGAAAUGGUUCCAUUGUACCUAAUGUUGAUAUUAACAGUCCAGGUGCAUGGUGUGCAACAGAUAAUGCUGAUUUUGUUCGUAUUACAUUCACCAAACCAAUAAUAAUCUCCGGGAUAAUUUUACAAGGAGAUUCCAACAGAGAUGACUGGGUAAAAAAGUACAAAGUACAAUACGGUGUAACAAAAUAUGAACUUAUUGAGGAUUUAGUUGGUGUACCAGCACGGAUAUCUCCAUUAUCUGUAAACUGGCUAAAUCCCUACAUCGUGACAAAUUUUCUACACAUUGUUCCAACAUUAUGUAACAAUGGCAGAUGCUGUUUAAGAUUUCGAUUGAAAGGAUGUCAAUUUGUUUUAGAAGAGCCACACACAAUACAUGGAAGCAUAUCUUCUUCAACAAUCACAUUUACAUGGAAAGCACCAAAAUCGCAUCCUCUUCCAGUGGACAAAUAUCAUAUUAGAAUUUCAGCGUCAAAGGAGUAUGAAAAUAAACACAAGUUCUCCUUCUCAACAAUCAACACUAUUACAACACAUUUAAGUUAUAAUGUUUCAGACAUCAACUUCUCAGCAGCUCGUAUUCAAGUUAAUAUUACGGCAGAUAUUCAAGGAGUAAAAAAAUCUGCUAAACCAUACGAUUUUUAUGUCCAACCAAAAGAUCCACCAUCACCUGGAUUAACUGAAAUUUUUACUUCUAAUGAAACCCACAAUGCAACAAUUGUCACGUUGACCACUUCGUCGGAUCGAAACGGACCAAUCAGCUAUUAUGAGAUUGUGAUAUCAACAACUCGAAAGACUAACCUACCAAACCAACUAACUAAUCAAACUGAAUCUGAAUCAAAGAAUCUAGAUUAUUUUCGUGCUGCCCUAAUUAAGGCUGAUGAUUUGCCAACAGACGGUAUUAAAUAUUCUUUCGUAGAGGGUCAAGAAAAUAUUACCGGUUUAAAUGCAAGAAUAUCAGUUGUUGGAGAAUAUUAUCUGUAUGCUCGGGCUGUUAUAGAUGGAAAUGACAUUACAAAGUACGGUUUCAAGAAAAUGAAUUAUUUUUCACACUUAUCUCACGAAAUCAUGAUAGAGCGCAAUGCCCUUAGCGUAUUUAUACCAAGAAUCUUGAAUGAUAAUACUCCAUCUGUUAGACUGGUGAAAGGUCCAUCAAAUAUAAAGUAUCAUUUUAUUAUAAUCAUGAAAGUGAACAAGACAACUUUACAAGAAAAAGAGCCAACGUUAUAUAAACAAGAGGAAUUGGAGACAUAUGACACUGCUGAUUACAACGAACCUUACAUAGCUGGUGUAUUUAACAAAGCACAGUUGCUCAAUGUUGAUGAGUUUAAAUUAGGUGAUAAUGUAACCUACUCGAUGCCAUCCAGCACUGUUCGCAAAAGAAGAUCAGUACUGGCGUACAGAAACGGACCUUUAACUGAGGGUGAAACAUAUGUUGUAUUUCAAAGACUUCGAGUGCAGGACGAACUGUAUUCGACUUCGUGGUCUAAUCAAUUUUAUGUUCCGAAGAUUGACAUAAAAGUAACUCCUAGACCUGUAGGCCCAACACCAUCACCAACAUCGUCUAGUAUUGGAUUAAUAGCAGGUGCUGCAGCUGCUGGUGUCGCUGUCAUCCUUGUUAUUAUCAUUGUCAUCUUCUACAUAAAAAGAAGACGCAGAACCCUAAAGAAGUCAAGUGACAGACGCGAUUCCUCAACUUCUAUUGAGCUGAAAGGUCGCGGUGAAUUGAAAACACAUGAAAAUAUUAUUGAAGACGAUGAAGCAGGUCCAUCUGACGAAUCUUACUACAAUGUUGCAGCAAAACCUACUAGUCCACCUCUUUCCAUUCAACAAUUUCUAUUAUUUUAUUUGGAACAUAAAGAUAACGUUGGUUCCGACAUUGUAAAGCAAUUUAAAAGUGUUCCAUUGGAGCAUUUGCAUGAACAUGAAGUUGGAUUAAAACCUGAAAAUGCAGAAAAAAAUCGGUACUUGAACAUCACCGCGUACGAUCAUACUCGCGUUGUCUUGCAGAAAAUUACUGGAAAAGAGACUAGUGAUUACAUUAAUGCAAAUUAUAUUCAAAACUAUUCUGGACAAGUUGAAUAUAUAGCUGCGCAAGGACCAAAGAAAGGUACAACUUUUGAUUUUUGGCGAAUGGUACUUGGUGAAAAACCGGCAGCUAUUGUCAUGCUUGCAAAUAUAGUGGAGGAUGGUAGACCAAAAUGUGCACAGUAUUGGCCAAUGGAUAAUGGAAAGGAAGUUUAUAAUGGUAUUGAGGUGGAAGUGACUGAGGUACAAGUAUAUGCCGACUAUGUAAUUCGUAAAAUUAAAGUUGGGUACGAAAGUAACAAACACCAGCUUAUACAUAUGCACUUCACCUCAUGGCCUGACCACGGUUGUCCAGAAUACCCCACAUUGCUGCUAAAUUUCUGCUACCGAGUGAGACAGCUUAUCCCAUAUGAAAGCCGAAAGCAAAUUCUUGUGCAUUGUAGUGCUGGUGUUGGUAGAACUGGAACAUACAUCAUCAUUGACGCGAUGCUGCACUUGGUCAGAACAAAAAAGUGUGUUGAUAUAUACAACUACUUUGAAAGUAUUCGACAAGAUCGCGUCCAAAUGGUCCAAAGAGUUGAACAGUACACAUUUGUCUAUAGCGCGAUUUAUGAAGCAUUAUGCUGUGGUUACACUGAAAUAAUGUCGUCCGCCUUUUCCGACACUUUCCAACAUCUCAUAUCAACAAAAGAGGCAGGAAAACUUCUUGUGGAAUUGGAAUUUGAGCGGUUGAACAGCGUUAAUUUCCCUUUUGGGGAACAUCAUUAUGUGGCUGCGCUAUUAGAAGAAAAUACAGUUAAAAACAGAUACCCCAACAUCCUAGCACGUGACUUAUCCCGGGUAUACCUGCCACACAAAAAAAAUUCUACAGAUUAUAUUAACGCUGUGUUUGUAAAUGGUUACAAAAAGAAGAAUGGUAUCAUUGCUACGCAAGCACCAUUAGUUGAAACGUUAAAUGAUUUUUGGGUUGUUGUAAUGGAACACAACGUGACAACAAUUGUAAUGUUAAAUAGCACUGAUGAGAAUUAUCAUAACUAUCCAUCUUUUUGUCCAGUCGAGGGAUCGGAAAAGUUUGGUAAUGUCACAGUGAAUGUUGAAUCAAAUACUCGAGUUGACGAAAUCAACACGCAAUGCUUUGUCGUCUCACAAAACUCGAAACAUCACAAAGUUAAUAAGCUGCAAUUAAAUUGGCCAAACCAUGAUGUUCCAGAUUGUAGUUUAUUGCUCACUUUAAUUAGUGAAGUCUUAAAAUCGCAACAGGGCUGUGGUGAUGGUACUAUAUUGGUUACCUGCAGCGAUGGUGCAAAUCGUAGUGGAACUUUCAUAGCGUGUAUGAAUGCAUUGGAUCAACUGAAAGUUGAACAACAUGUUGAUGUUUUUCAAACUGUACGGAGAAUGAGAUUAGCAAGGCCUGAGUUUGUUGAAAACAUGCGACAGUACCAGUUCAUUUACAGCGUGUUGAAUAGGUAUUUGGAUUCGUUCGCAACAUACUCCAACUUUAAUUAAUUCUUAGGAAAAACAGAAGAAGACCAAUUAAUUAAUUUGUUAACAUUCAAAGGGACCCUUGUUUUAAGCCAAGGAGGUAAUUUGAAAGUUUUAAAGCAAUAACAUCUAUUUGAUCAAACGGUCAGCCAUACGACAAACUGUUUUGCAAAAGAACAUGUGCGGUUGGAAUAAGCGCUUCUUUUUAUGGUAGAAUAUUAGUGUAUUUUGAUUAGUAUUUUUUAUAGUUGCAAUUAUUUCUCAUUAUUUAAAAAUAUUUUUAAGAUUUUCGUUAAUUUACGAAGGAUGAUGGAACAUGAUGUUGUUUAUUUGUUUCACAAAAUCGUAAUUCAGAAUAAUAUUUAAACAUCCUCAGUUCCAUCGUUUGCGGUUAUUCUAGGCUUUUUCUUGUAUAUAUCCAUAUGAUGCAUUGUUUUUCUCGACUAUUACAAGAUGUGGAUUUGUAUUGCGUUUUCAAGGUAAAACCGUUUUGUUGUUUUCAUGUUCUUUUAUUUUGUUCAUACUGUUUAAUUAAAAAUUCGUUGGGCGAUUAGCUGAUAGUUUGGUUUUAUAUUUUCUUUUUUAUUGAUUUUUUGUUAGCAAGAACAUUUUACACAUUUUACACAUUUUAGUAUUUUUUUACACUCAUAAUUAGUUCGUAUUGUAAACAGUAUAUUACAAAUAAGUACUUAUAAUUUGUUGGUAAAAUUUGAUGUAACGGCUUUUUUUAGGGUAAAUAAAAUCUUGUCAGAAAAGUUGCAAAAAAAAUAGAAUAAAUCAUUCCAAUUUU
Hydractinia symbiolongicarpus is the source of this 5460-nucleotide messenger RNA. RefSeq names its product receptor-type tyrosine-protein phosphatase F-like. The coding region runs from base 192 to 4694 and encodes 1500 amino acids. Gene Ontology annotation, molecular function: protein tyrosine phosphatase activity; protein binding. The record is from RefSeq and is a predicted model, not a curated record. The transcript has 26 exons. Lineage: Eukaryota; Metazoa; Cnidaria; Hydrozoa; Anthoathecata; Hydractiniidae. Gene Ontology annotation, biological process: protein dephosphorylation.